This is a messenger RNA of Sciurus carolinensis (gray squirrel), 1619 nucleotides long. RefSeq names its product heterogeneous nuclear ribonucleoprotein A1-like. Bases 1 to 960 code for a protein of 319 amino acids. The transcript has a single exon. Lineage: Eukaryota; Metazoa; Chordata; Mammalia; Rodentia; Sciuridae. The record is from RefSeq and is a predicted model, not a curated record. Gene Ontology annotation, molecular function: RNA binding.
AUGUCUAAAUCAGAGUCCCCUAAAGAGCCGGAACAGCUGCGGAAGCUAUUCCUCGGAGGGCUGAGCUUUGAAACAACUGAUGAGAGUCUGAGAAGCCAUUUUGAGCAAUGGGGAACCCUCACGGACUGUGUGGUAAUGAGAGACCCAAACACCAAGCGCUCCAGGGGCUUUGGGUUUGUCACUUAUGCCACUGUGGAGGAAGUGGAUGCAGCCAUGAAUGCAAGACCUCACCAGGUGGAUGGAAGAAUUGUGGAACCAAAGAGAGCUGUCUCAAGAGAAGAUUCUCAAAGACCAGGGGCCCACUUAACUGUGAAAAAGAUCUUUGUUGGUGGCAUUAAAGACACUGAAGAACAUCAUCUACGAGAUUAUUUUGAACAAUAUGGGAAAAUUGAAGUUAUUGAAAUCAUGACUGACAGAGGCAGCGGAAAGAAGAGGGGCUUUGCUUUUGUAACUUUUGACGACCAUGACUCUGUGGAUAAGAUUGUCAUUCAGAAAUACCAUACUGUGAAUGGCCACAACUGUGAAGUGAGGAAAGCCCUGUCAAAGCAAGAGAUGGCUAGUGCUUCAUCUAGUCAAAGAGGUCAAAGUGGUUCUGGAAACUUUGGUGGUGGUCGCGGAGGUGGUUUUGGUGGAAAUGACAAUUGUGGUCGUGGAGGAAACUUCAGUGGUCGUGGUGGCUUUGGUGGCAGCCGUGGUGGUGGUGGAUAUGGUGGCAGCGGGGAUGGCUACAAUGGAUUUGGUAAUGAUGGAAGCAAUUUUGGAGGUGGUGGCAGCUACAAUGAUUUUGGCAAUUACAACAAUCAGUCAUCAAAUUUUGGACCCAUGAAGAGUGGAAACUUUGGAGGCAGAAGCUCUGGACCUUAUGGUGGUGGAGGCCAAUACUUUGCCAAACCACGAAACCAAGGUGGCUAUGGCGGUUCCAGCAGCAGCAGUAGCUAUGGCAGUGGCAGAAGGUUUUAAUAUUGCCAGGAAACAAAGCUUAGCAGGAGAGGAGAGCAGAGAAGUGACAGGGAAGCUACAGGUUACAACAGAUUUGUGAACUCAGCCAAGCACAGUGGUGGCAGGGCCUAGCUGCUACAAAGAAGACAUGGUUUAGACAAUACUCAUGUGUAUGGGCAAAAAAACUCGAGGACUGUAUUUGUGACUAAUUGUAUAACAGGUUAUUUUAGUUUCUGUUCUGUGGAAAGUGUAAAGCAUUCCAACAAAGGGUUUUAAUGUAGAUUUUUUUUUUUUUUUUUUUUUUGCACCCAUGCUGUUGAUUGCUAAAUGUAAUAGUCUGAUCAUGACGCUGAAUAAAUGUGUCUUUUUUUAAAUGUGCUGUGUAAAGUUAGUCUACUCUGAAGCCAUCUUGGUAAAACUUCCCCAACAGUGUGAAGUUAGAAUUCAUUCAGGAUGAUGCCAGGCUCAGAAACCUUGGUUGUAGUUCUUGUGACCUGAAGUUCACCAUUGAAAGGGUCACCCAAGCACAGUUAUGGAAUUAUUUGGUUAUAAAAAUGAUUGUUGGCACAUCCUAUGCAAUACCUAAAUUGAAUAAUGGUACCAGAUAAAUAAUAGAUGGGAAUGAAGCUUGUGUAUCAUCCAUUAUCAUGUGUAAUCAAUAAACGAUUUAAUUCUCUUAA